AUGGUCGACCACAACGAGAGCGCUCUCGCCCGCGCUGCCAGCAACAACCUCGCCGCCGUCGCCGAGUCGCCUGCGCCCGAGACAGCGCCACGUGACGCCAGCAAGGUUGCCGACGGCGUGCCGAGCCCGCCGGCGCACGAUCACCACCACCACCACCACAGCAGCAGCAGCGGCAGCGAAGCCCGCGACCCGGACGGCACCAGCAACGCGAACUCGGCGCACGACGGCAGCCCAGAAGUCGACAUCUCGGAUUUCAGCAGCGACGCCAGCAGCACCCAGAGCCUCGACGACUACCCGGGUCUGACCCUGGGAGCCGAGUACGGUUCGAGCAAUGACCUUUUAUCCUUCCCCGAACAAGAUGGUCAGCCGUUCGGCGAACUCGUCGAAGAUCUCAGCCACUUCUACUACGCACCAACCAUGGACUUCGUCUCCGAUUUCGCCGACGGGCUGUCGUCCACCGCUUCCAACAAUUCCUACCUCGACCCCGACGACCAGGACAUGAACAUACACGAUCCCUUUUCUUUCGCGACAGCUGCCCCUUCUGACCCCACCACGCCUUCUUACGUGGCGCCGCCCGACUUCGGUGACGGCCUGCAGUACGAUGAUAUGGCUCUUGACAAUGACGACGACCACGACGACCACGGCGACAACGACGGAUACGCGUUCGCAGAUCAGGGCUUCGGCGACGAGGUCAGUGAUGGCUUACACAGCGCUCACCUCCGCUUUAUCAGAGACGAUGGCAGCCUGAUCGAACGUUCCGACCUCUUUGGCUUUGCGCACGAUAGACUCCCCUCAGCCAUGUUCUUCGGAGCCGUCAACGACCCGAACGAUUCUUGCGACGACCGGGAUACCGACAAAUUCUACGCCUCCGACGACGAGGUUUCUAUGGGGGACGCCGCCAUGGAUUCGGAACCACCUGGGCGAGGCAGAUCGACGGACACUCGCAUACACCACGACGGAGCGAUCGCCGAAGAUCAUCGGGUUGACCACGAGGCGAGCGCGCAUCCUGUACCCCUCGGUACGCCCCACCUACCCUCGUUCGAUGCCGUCUACGCCCAACACAACGAUGGUGAAGUUGAUGGAGACUUCAAUAAUCAAGGUGGGCUAUCAAUGCAUACCGAAAGUAUGAAAGCCUCUUUCCUAAACUCUUCUGCUGCCGUGUCUUCCCGCACAAUUGUACAAGCGCCAAGCCCUAGAAACAUUCGACUCGCCGAUGACCGCCUAUUCAACAUGGAAGGCAUCUCGCUGCAGAAACUAGGCUUUAGUUUUGCAAACCGAUUUUCUACCUUGGUUGGGACAAGAAUCUCGCAGAUUCUUGUCGCUGCUAAGCGCCACCUGGAAAAAGGCUUUAUACCCGGUGUUUUACAUACUGAUAUCUUUGUCAACCAGCCGAUAAUCUCCUUUCUGUCUGGGUCGAGGGUUCUAUAUGCGUCCCCGCAUAGCCCUGCCCGGUACAGAAAGCUUGUGCUGGCUCUUGUUUCAUGCGAAUCUUCCAGAUUGGACACCGCUCUGAGUGGAAGUGUACCCUUCAUCCUCCCGCAGGCCCCAGCCCUGCCGCGAUGCCAUCCUGAAGAACAGUGCCCUUCGCAAUGCGAAACAGCAAAAAACAGCACUGGAGCGUCCUCGUCUUCUACGGGGCCGGCACGUCCUCUUCUGACAGAAGAGCAGUAUUAUGACCUUCAUCAACCUUCGGAGUACUCCAUUUAUUAUAUCCAGCCCGCCUUGAUUUUGCAAACAUUCGCAGAUCAGGAACACAUUGCUAGUUCAUUGCUCGCAGCACUCCUUGCACCCCCAGAAGGCGAUAUCUACAUUGAUGCUAAUGGAAAUCAAUAUCCAGCGUUCGAGCGGAACCUUACCGUCGAUCAGUUCAUAAGACAAUGGUUCGUGCGAUCCUGCGUUCCUCGAUACCAUCUACGCGCGUUCAAAGAGCCCUUCGUUCCUAUCUCGCCCGAAGCCGCAAAUGUUCUAGAUUGGGAACGCCCCGCGAAGAUCUCACGGCCCGAUUCAUCAAGAUUAUACGAUAUUCAAGGAAUCCCGUGGUCCACGACGUUGAAGGUGAAGAGAUCAGAUGCUCGAGCUCUGAGGGAUAGGUUGUACACUUCGUAUCACAACCUGAAAUACACACCACAUGGCUAUCACAGACUGUUGCCAGAGAAGGAAGAUUAUUUCCGGCCAAAGACGAUGUACACCAAAUAUAGAGCUUCCAUGGCGCAUUUCCAACUUCGGAACCUUAUGUCCGUGACGGCAUCGAACACCAUACAGUAUGCGUCUCACUCAAAAGUGUAUUCUAUAACUCCGUUUUACGGCGAGCAAAAUUGCCUGAUGAAUCUCGCGGGCCCCGUUCCUUCCGCAACGUUCUUUGAUUCUGUUAAGAUAUCGACGAUGAGGGCGAAGCACGGGGUCACUGUCGUCGGCGGCUUCUCAGGCGAGUACGCUGUUAGAGGCGAAAUCAAUGACUUUGCGGUCAUGGACGGCCGCGUUACCAGAGACCCCAACGGGAUAACUAACCACAUUGAUAUCAUUAAACACCGGACGAGCAACAGCCCUCGAACCGUGAUAUCAUCCAAUGACGACCGCAUCCGGAUUCUCGACUGCGAGACGAAUAGAUUCGUGUCCAUGCACAAGUUUGCUCGCGCGAUCAACUGCACCGAUACCUCGCCAGACGGUCGCCUACGUGUGAUUAUUGGCGACGCGCCGGAUGCUUGGAUCAUCGACAGUGAGACGGGCAAACCGGUCCAGACCCUGAUCGGCCAUCGAGACUACGGGUUCGCAUGCGCGUGGUCGCCGGAUAUGCUACACAUCGCAACCAGCAACCAGGACAAGACCGUCAACAUCUGGGAUGCGCGCAUGUGGCGAACUCUGCAGGUCAUCGACUCCGACGUUGCUGGAUAUCGGUCUCUCCGCUUCUCACCCGUCGGCGGUGGGCCACGCACCCUGCUCAUGUGUGAACCCGCGGAUCGCAUCGCCAUCGUCAACGCGCAGACCUACCAGACGCGUCAAGUCCACGAUUUCUUCGGCGAGAUAGGCGGAGCGGAUUACUCCCCGGACGGCAGUCGGAUCUGGGUUGCCAACAUGGACACCAAGUUCGGCGGAUUCAUGGAAUUCGACCGUCGCGAGUGGGGGCAGGAGUUCGGAAUCGGACACACGCGACGGCGACGCAUCGAGGCUCAGGGUGAUUUUUAUUCUCCCGACCUGCCAAACGAAUGGCUGCCCGAGGCGCGGCUCGAUGAUGACCCGCGGUGCGUUCUGGGUUCAGGAGAGCGCAAGAUACGGUUUCAAAAGCUGUUCAACGAUACACAGUAUGAGAUGCUUGAUCCUCUCUUGGGAUAG
Molecule: messenger RNA, 3330 nt
Organism: Coccidioides posadasii C735 delta SOWgp
Lineage: Eukaryota; Fungi; Ascomycota; Eurotiomycetes; Onygenales; Onygenaceae
Source: RefSeq, a predicted model, not a curated record